UCUUUCAGUGCGCACGGAUCCAUAACAACACCGGCCAGCUAUUCAAAUGCGCCUGCAUCGAGAAAAGCACGGAGAGAAGCACGGCACCGGAGCAGGAAAAGAGAGGCUUUUUACGGGACGGAUAAUUUGUGAUUGGAAACGGAGACGGCAUGCAGCGGCUAAGGAUGUUUACCUCGGUCAGGAUUUGGGACUCUGGCAGCUCUGGAGAAAAGCUGGAAGCCGGAGGAGCCGGAGGAGGAGGACGAGGGAGAGGGUGGGACGGGAAAAACACACACUGAGGAGACGCGCGGAUCCUCUGGUUUUUGCAACUCGUAUGUUGGAGUAAAAGAGUUUAUGUACAGUGAUGCUCAAGCUCUGUGCGCUGCUGUAUGGGAGUGAGCUGGGAGGCUGUUAAAGAUGCAUGACAGAAAAGGAUCCUGCGGUAAAGUCGGGGACUACAGUGUGAGUGUGCGUGUGUGCGUUGUUCGUGCGUGUGUGUGCGCGCGCGUGUUUUUUUUUUAUGUGUGGCGCGGAAGAGGAAGAGGAGUUUAAAUGCAGACAUUUUGCACCCUGGAUGGCACCCUGUUGAGAAGAGACGUGGACAAAAGAGUGUCGUCCAAGUCUGACUUACAGCAUCAGACUAUUUCUCUGCACGCUGAUGCAUCUGCACACGUAUUUACAGCAGCUCCGACACACUUCAACCUGUGAUAUCUGCAUAAUGGCAUCAGUUUAUGGCCAAAUAGGUUGUCUGGAGGAGAGAUUCGGCUUCAUUAAAUCAGUUAUAAUGAUGCAGUGCCAAGCCCGCAGUGGGCAAUAUUACAACGAAUAACUGAUUGAUUUUCUGCAUAAUGCAGACCUGUGUAUCUGUUGUGGUAUUUUAAAUGCGGGCUUAGUUUACUUACAGCUGCCUUCAAACUAAGACAUAAGUAUUAACAUUAACUAUUGCUGAUUAUAGCUGAUUAAUAAAGUAGGUUACAUGAUCAACAAGCCUAAAGCUGUCCAUACGCUUUAGACUUAGAUUUAGCUGUUUUGUAAAAUAAAAAUAAACUCAUUGUAAAUGCAUGUAUCUGAAACAGUAACGUUUCUCUUGAGGGAUGAGCAUGUGGCUGAUUUGGACGCAAAGACAACGGUCUUGAUUAUGUAGGAAAACAUGUUAUCAAGUCUCUUAUUAGAAACCAGCCCCACCCUCUUGUUGUUAUCUGAUGGGGAAAAUGUUAAUAUAAUUUGACACAAUGCUAAAAAAAAAAUAAAUAAAUCCCUAAUCAUCAAGCCCAAAAUUCAAGAGGUUAGUCCUGUCUAAAUGAGGAAAUAUUCAUACUUGGAGGUAUUUGCAUUGUAGUUUAUAUUAAAAGAAAUACGUACAUCUCAGAGAAAACUGUGGGAUUUGUUCUUUCGUCAGUUACCACAGUAGUGAUUGUAACCAGCCUAAUUAUCCUUGAAAAUUCACAUAAUGUCAGAUAUUCUUUUAUGGGCAAGUUACUAUUACAGUCAUCUAAAAGUAUGAAACAAUGUUUUGCUAAAACGAUCCCAAAAAAAAGCAGAAGAAAUUAGGGCGCCAAAAAAUAUAGCAUCAAACUCCAUUUUAUGCAAUCUCACCAGAAUUUUCCCCAAACUGAUUAUUGACGUCCAUGAAGCCACAGUCUGUUUGAGUAAGAAGUCAUUUGGAUUUGAAGUGCACAUUUAGAGCAUUAGGGCUGGUCUGGCUAUCGUUGACACGGUUUUGUUGUCAUAAUUGGAGUCUCACCAAAGUUACAGGGAGUAAUUGGGCGGCAUAUGGACACCUUAAUGUAAAGUGAUGCCUUAUUAAUUUCACAUGAGUGCACGAAUCAGAGCAAGUGACGCGGAAUAACACAAGGGAAGAGGCAGUUGAUUUACCCCUGAGCAAGGCAGCAGGUCCGGCAUCUGCUGCUCGGCCAUGAUGGCAUUUUUAUUAAUUAGGGGGAAAUUUUGAAAAAAUAAGUAAAUUCCUUAAUCAAUGGGGAGAAGUCGUUUCAUUGUUAUGGCUCUGAGGUUUGUUCGUUCCUGUUUGGUCACAUUAUUUACAUGUUUUGACUUCGACAACUUCCCAGUUCGUCUUAAAUGCUCUAAUACGCUUAAAACUGUAGAAGCUUAAUGAGAAGAUGAUCUCUCUUUAGCUCUAAGUGUCAUCUUGGCUUGUCGCCUGCGAACUGGUUGUCAGUGAGGUCGAAAUGGUCAUUUUGUAUCGGUUAUUUCAUGUUGCUUAUUUUUUACUUGCUUUUUCAGCAACAGAAUAAAGUAAAACACAUUAAAACAACGCCAUCUGUACUGCUUAAAUACUAUUUUAAUUUGUAUAAGUAGACGUGUUUUCCUUUAAGAAAUAAUUCGGUUGCUUAUUUAAUAAUCGCCUUAUCUGAAUAAAAAAAUAAUUUCUAGGACAUAUAUAUAUAUACGCCCAAAAUGCCACACAUAAAGUACAUAUAAUAAAGGUAUAUUUUUAGAUUUGUUUAUUCUAACAAAUCAAAGGCCUUAGCCUGAGUUCCUCCAGGAAUUAUAAUUUUAUUCAGUAUUGAUUGGCGCGGUGUGGUGUGUUUUCAAGGCCUAUACUUCAAAUAUGCUGUAAAGGCCAGCCACAAACACUGCAAUGCACAUUUUUUAGAAAAUAGCGCGGAGAGGAAUAAUUUCACGUCUUCUCAAAUAUUUUAACGUUUAACAUAUCUAUAUUUUCCACUAACAUUCUUGAUGUUUAGGAGGAUUUGAGGAAAAACCAUGGAGUAGAUUUGCAGAGCAACAAUAUUUAUGGAAGUCGAGACUUAAAAGGUGAACCAAUAAAUUAGUUUAUGGGUUCAAAAGGAUAAAACAUGAGCAAUGUGAUUUAUUUUCAAAAGGCUAAUUCAGUUUCCCCAUGUAGGCUACGGAUCCAUCUGCCAUAAAUAACCAUAUGCCAAAGUCAAGUAGCCUCAUUUAUAAAAGUUUAGUUUCACCAGAUGCCAUUUAGCAAAAGGCUUAUUCCUAAACAAGCUGUAAUUGUCAUUUUGAACAUCUAUAACGCUUGCAAUGCUGUGUCACUUUGCAGAGCUGCCGAAAUAUUGAUCCACGGUCUUCUCUGCGAGGCAUCAUUUUGUUUCUGCUCGGAUAUGCUGCUGUGGGUUUCACGGGAACGAUGCCCCUGAUUAAUACUCAGUGUGAACCCUGUAAGUAAUUGACACGGUGCCUUCAGGUGCCCAUUGUCUGGCCUCACUUUGCUCUGGUACAGACUUUUUUUAUAUAUUGGAAACGAAAGAAUAUAUAUUUUCCAAACUCGUCUGCAUAUCCACAUCCGCGCAUGUAUGGAUCUGCGAGGCACUACUUGUUGGUCUGUGCCUCUGUUUCCUUGGUACUAAUUGAAUUGAAUCCCGCUGGAAAUGUAUCCUCUUUCAGAAGUGCUCAGAAAACUGUGUCCCUUAUAUUCUCUGCAAAGCAAAUGUCAGCGGCUCGAAGGGCCAGGCCUAUCUCGGCACAAUGGCCAUAGAGAGCCCACACACAUAAACACACAGCUCGGGCCGUGCAGACAUGCAGGAGCUUAUCGAUCCGUAUGAGAAUGUGUAGAUGAGGUUUGCUGCCAUGUAAGGCCAAACCGUGGCCUUUCAUACUCCUCUGUCUUUCUACAUCUCGUUUGUGUCUGUCUGUGCAGCAAAACAAAAACAAAAUGUAAAUAUAAAAGUUAUAUUAUCAGAAAGGGAGUUAUUUAAUUUAAUAGAAUAAGGCAGAACUCUAAAUAGUCUAUGUUAGAAGAUUUAAAACAUUCGGAUUUAAUUCUAAUGAAAUGAAAGUGUAGGUACCUCAAUAUGAAGCAUGCUAGACUUAUUUUAAAAUUAAUAAGUAUAUUCACAGUGUUUCUGUGUCCCUGAUGUCAGCCCUGUUCGCCUGCCUCUAAAGUCUAUUAUGUCCACAGGACUACACGGUUGGACAGCCACACUUGGAGGAAUUAGUGUCCUUUUGUCUCGACACACGUCACACACACGCCGUUGACAUUGACUUCACAUCAGAGACAGUUUAACUUCUUUCUCUCUCUUUUUUUUCUUUUCUUUUAUUUAACUCGUUCAACCGAGCGCUGGGUCUAUUGUGGGGACCCUGACAGAUGCGGGGCCCCUAGCAAGUCCUGGACAGGGAAAAGUCUGAAAGGUUAAUCUGUCCCCCCGCAGAUGUUGGCUUUGGGAGUCUUGAAGCGUCACCUUUGACAUGUCCCUCAUUCAGCAGGGGGUCCAGCAGGACACUGACCGCUGCAAGCUGUCGCCUCGGCCGGCUGAGGACGCCCUGCGCUACCGCUCUAUCAGGCUAAACGGCCCCUGACGUGUGAGCUGGGGCCAGCUUUUAUCCGGCUGCAGGUUUCGGGAGUUUGACAUGCGGUAUAAUGCACUACAACAACACGGGGAUACCAGUCAUGUUAUGUGUCACCAUGUCAUUUCCUCCACGGCCUUGGAUUUUAUAGAGAAGCUGUGAAUGUGUCUGUGAGUGUAUGUGUGAAUCUGUAUUGUUUGGAAGUUUCUGCCGACAAAAAUAAAUGUUCUCUUAUUUGAAUAAAUAACAUGUUGGCGUUUUAUUUGUAAUGUCACUGUGUAAAGGCCAAUUUUUAUACUUAAAUGAUUCUCAUACUUGAGGAUUAAAUGUGCAUGUGUCCAUUUCCAAAUAGGACAAGCACACACACACACACACACACACACUCAUACACACUGCUGGGCUUGGUUCGUUAAGCCUAAUGGUUGAACAAUAGACACAUCUGCUCAUCUUUUUCUAUCAAAAGAGAAGGUACUACAGUCUUCUUCGUUUGGUUAAACCGCCACAUAUUUGGCAGGGGUGGGCUGGUGCAGCUGAAGUAGCCUAAUAAUGAAAGAAUGGAUCAUAUGUGGUGUACAUGAAUAACCCAGGAUAUAACUUUGGUGGCAGCCCUUUAGCUGCUAAUUAAACCAUCAUGCUUUGCUGCAACUUCUGAAGCCUAUUUUUGUGUUUUCUUGAGAAGAAUUAACCUAAGUGUGUUUUCAAUGGAGGUUUGGAGGUUUUGAAUCCCAGACUAGUUAAAAAUCAACUCCAAAUGAACCCGGAAGUUUACUUCAUUUGCACUUAAUAAUUUAAGGAGGACUGAAGAUAAAGCGUCAUUAUAGCCCUAAUGAAUUUAACAUUUUCUAAAUAACAAUUGGCAAUCAAACAUUAGGCACUGUAUCCAGUCCAUUUCCACGGGUCGAUUAGAGAUCCGUCUAUUUGCAUUUUUAACAUUUCAGUAAAGGCUAAAGGCUGCUGAAUAUGGCUUGUCGGGUAGAAUAGCUUUUAGCAGGUGGUUUGAUACCUCCCUUCCUUAAUAAGGUAGCUGACGUCAGAGCAAUGGGGCGGUGUGUGUGCGCGCGUGUGUUUGAGAGAGAGAGAGAGAGAGAGAAUGGGAGGAGAUGGGUGUUCACAGUGCGCAUGUGUAGACAGUGAUCUGUGCUGCGGUGGAAGAGGGGCUGGGAGACACACAACCAGAGAGAUGGCGCGACACCCGACCGGAGCGCAAGGACAGCUGGUUGGCGGUGGGGGGGCUUGAAUCAUAAAGAGAAUCAGAAAAUUAAAAAAACAAAAAAACAAAAAUCACGAAAAAAAUAAAAGGAUUCGGAAAAGGAGUUUCCAUUCUACAAAACAGCGUCAGAGGUAGGAGGAAAAUCUAAUAGGUGAAUAUAAGGACAGAGAAGAGGCAAUAGCAAAGGAGGCUGCUGCAAGGAGGCAAAAAGCAACAAAAGAAAUUUGAACUUUACUGGACGUGAGGACUUCUGGACACCAGCUAACUGCGGAAGGUCAGAUAGAUGGUUUGUCCACAGCGCUGCCCGGAUCAUGAACGCACAGCUGUCGAUGGAGAAUAUUGGCGACCUGCACGGAGUGAGCCAUGAGUCCGUGGCCGGUCACGGAGAGCUGCUGAGUGGCCACAGUCCACAUUCCCGUCCUCGGGGUCUGAGCCACCGCGCUAUGGGCAUGGCGACCCUGCUGGACAGCGGAGACUAUCACCCCAGCCACCCCGGACACCUGCAUCCAGCCAUCAGCAUGUGUGAAGCCCCCCCUGGCAUGAGUGCGAGCAGCACUUACACCACCCUAACCCCCCUGCAGCCCUUACCCCUCUCCACCGUGUCCGACAAGUUUCCUCCCCAUCAUCACCACCACCACCACCAUCCCCAUCAUCCUCACCCUCAUCCACACCAGAGGAUCCCCGGAAAUGUCACCGGCAGCUUCACGUUGAUGCGAGAGGACCGGAGUCUGGCACCUAUGAACAGUCUGUAUCCCGCAUAUCAUCACAAGGAUCCCUGCAUGGGCCAGAGCCUCUCCCCGUUGUCUGGUUCCGGUCUGGCCAGCAUACACACGACCCAGGCCGGCAUCCCUCCUUACGCUCAUCCCGGUGCCGCCAUGCCUGGUGAGAAGAUGCUCACCCCAAGCGGGUUUGAGGCUCACCACCCGGCCAUGCUCGGCAGACACACGGAGCAGCACAUGAGCUCCUCAGCGGGCAUGGUACAAAUCAACGGCCUCCACCACCACCCGCACGCCCACAUUGGCGCGCAGGGGCACGGCCAGGGCCUGGGGAACAGCCGGGAGCAGGCCUCCGGGCCCGGGCAGCAAGGGGGCGGCGGUGGAGGGGGUGGUGUUUCUGGGGGCCAGAUGGAGGAGGUGAAUACCAAAGAGGUGGCGCAGAGGAUCACCACGGAGCUGAAGCGCUACAGCAUCCCUCAGGCCAUCUUUGCCCAGCGGGUCCUGUGCAGGUCCCAGGGGACCCUGUCCGACCUGCUGAGAAACCCCAAACCCUGGUCCAAGCUCAAGUCCGGUAGAGAGACCUUCCGCCGCAUGUGGAAAUGGCUGCAGGAGCCUGAGUUCCAACGCAUGAGUGCGCUCAGGCUCGCAGCAUGUAAGCGUAAGGAACAGGACCACGGCAGAAGCGAGCGGGGGAACAUGACCAAGAAGCCCCGGCUGGUGUUCACAGAUGUGCAGCGGCGGACGCUCCACGCCAUCUUCAAGGAGAACAAGCGUCCAUCCAAAGAGCUGCAGAUCACCAUCGCCCAGCAGCUGGGCCUCGAGCUGGCCACGGUCAGCAACUUCUUUAUGAACGCACGCCGCCGGAGCCUAGAUAAGUGGGUGGACGACGGCUCCGGUCACUCAGUCAACUCUGGCCCCAACGCCUGCACCAAAGCCUGAAGACGGACUGAUUUGACCAACUCAUGGACUGACUCAACCUCGGUGGAAAAGCUUUAAAACUUAAGAGAAACAAAGAGAAACUUAAAAAGACCUUGAAGCAACGUUUUGCCCUUAAACCUGUACUAUAUUGAUAUUUAUAGUAUCCAAAGAUGAAAAAACAAACCAAAGACUUCUUGUUUGACCUGCUUUAAAAUGUUUGUUUCAGCAACACGUUUAUGUGUAAUAUACUGCAAAAAGACUAUAGUUUUACCCCCCUCUCACACACACACUCACUGUCACUGGUCUAUAGCUUUACUACACCCCCCGCACCUCCCCACCCAGUAUCAAUCUAUCAUUCGCCAUCCUUAUCUUUAAUCUGAUUGGUUGGUUUUAAUGAUGGGUCCCUAAAUGGAGGUUUAAUCAGCCUAUUUGCAGUCUGAUCUGCAGCUGUCCACAGCCUUGAAAAACAGCCAGAAUGUGGAGCUCCGGUGGGAUUGGCCAAUCAACUUUAAAGACAAAAAAAAAAUCCUACAGGAGUUGUGCAACCUUGUUUGGAUCUGUGGCGGUGGACUGUCUGUCUAUCUGUCUGUCUGUCCAGCUGUCUGUCUUUCUAUCAAGCAUUCCAGACAGAUGGGGAAAUGCCCAUGCGUAGACUGCUAACCCUAAACCAAACCAAAAAACCCCUAACCUCAACCCACAUGGUAGUGCUUUCUUCCAACAUGCUGAAGCGUUGAAUAAUUUAAACAAGAAAAACCAAAGCCUUCUACACCCUGAAGCCUCUCAUACAGCUUAGAAAUACAAACAACUUAAGAACCUGCUAUCAAGUAAUUUGACCAAAGAGUAUAUUUUGUAGUUGAUAAUCUUAAGAGUAUUUUUACCUCAUUUCCUCCCUUACCUCCUGAGACAGACUGUUAGUUAGGCGCAAAAAAGAAGAGAAUGACUGCUUAUGGUUCAUACAACAUUUUGAGUCCUACUUAAAUUUAAGUUCCCUGAAAACGGAAAUAUUAUAUGACACAACCCUGAAAAUUAACUAUUGACAUUUGCCUUAUAGAUGCCUUCUUGAAUCAAACUUAAUAUUCCAGUGAUAUCUUCACACACAGUCUAGUGAAUGUUCCUGUAAAAGCUCAUUGUGAAGAUUAAUCAUUAUAGAUAUAUCCUUUCAUGUAAGUCUGUUUAGCUAAUGCCUACAGAUUUUGCUCAAGUUGUUCAAAUACCAGCAGCUGGCAAACAAAGAUUAAUCCAUUUAGUAGUGUUUUCUCUGCAAAGAUGAAAACAGAAGAUGCUGGCUCUGAUGCUGUAAGUGCGUUCUUGACACUGUGAAGGAGAUAGACGGCCUCUGAUGGUUUUUUUUUUUUUAGGACAAACUGUGUCACUACUCUAAUAAUAAGCAUUCAGCGUCCCCGUGUGCUUCAUAUGUAUUUGAUUUUAUCUCCUCAUCAAAGAUGUUGGGUGGAGGGGAUGAUAUCAAUGAUCAAAUCACUUGCAGGCGCUUACACAGCAAUGUCAGCUCGUCACCUGAAUACGAAAGCACCCCACCCUGCCUGUUGCCAAUCCCUACCCUCCCGCCCAUCCUUCCUCCGCUCUCCUGGUAAGCUAUGCAUUUCAGCACUAGGAGGAAAGCACUACACAGGGCAGCGUAUCAUUAAAUAUAUUGAGCUGGCCCCUUGCCGUCAUCCUCCUCAUGGCCAGGGUUAGCAGCUCUACAUUCAUCAGAACAAGCGCUGAAGGAGAGGCGAGAGAGAGCUGCUUCUUCAUCUCUGAAAGAAAAACCAAAAAAGACGACAAGAAACAAAAAAGUGUCAAGACCUGCUGAUGUUUUAUAGUGUGAACCAAAGAUGCUACCUCACUCAAGUUCCAUACGUGAUUUCUAUCACUUUGAUGAUACCAAAGAUAACCAAAGAUUUUUUCUCAUUGCACGGCCUCUAUGAGUGGUGUUAAAAGAUGUUGUAUGUCUCCCCCUCCCCCAUCUCCUUUCUUUCUCUGCCCCUCUCUUCCGUUCUUCCCCCUUUCUCCCCUCCCACCUGCACUCUACCCAUGCACCCCUACUACGCGUGCUCUUGCUUCAUCUGUGCUCUGAUUACAGCUCCAUAGAUAGUCAUGCUGAUGUAGCUAUAGGCAGAUAUGCUGAUCUAGCCAUAGAUACACACAAGCGGCCACGCAGGUGCCUGCAGGGUACAGCGCACUUGCUAGCAAUGUGAUCAGUCUUUCUCUGUGCUUGUUAGCAGUACCAAAGUAUUCAUUUCUCCCACUUUAUUGGCAGAAAAGACAGAUUAAAAUGGAAAAGCUGACAUUGUGGCAAUAUAAAAAAUUAAAGUUUUAGUUUGGUUCAUGAUUCAUUUCUAAAUAAUUUAUGUGAAUUUAAUGGAGUACCCCGCCGGAGUGUCUUUUUUUGCAGCUUUAUUUCUACUUGGCCCUGCCUCUUAGUGUGUAUCUAUAGGUUGAUGACAUUGUUCCACCAAAUAGGUCAGGCAUCUUUACAUGACAAUAGGCAGACAAGCUGACAUAGCCAUGGGCAGAAUUGUUGACUCAACUAUAGGCAGACAUGUUCCUGAAAGUAGAAGCAGACGUGUUGCAAUCUUUCUAAAACUCCCAGGACGAGUGCCUUGCUUGAACCAAAGUGUUAAACCGCUGUUGACCUCUCACCUUUGACUCUGUGAAUACCUCAGCCUGUAGAAGGGCCACUUCUGAAGAAACAAGGAAAAGGGUUUUUUUUUAAAUCACACCGUGGUGCUUUCGCCAUCGCAACCAUGCAAUGAAAACAUACCAAAGGAAUUUCUGUUGUCCACUUCUACCGAUUAAACCAAAGGUCUUUGUUUCUCCUCUCCCCUGCCCCCUUUUACCCCUCCAUCCCUCCUUCCCCCCAACCUUCCUUGUCUCUCUGCUGUGUGUAGGAAGGUCCAGCACUCUGGCCGUGCAUGUCUUUACCAAUGUCUCUGAAUACCUCAUAGUAAUAAUUCCUUUGUGUUCUGCAUUGAGACGUCUAUCUGUGAGUAAGGCAGAACUCCACUCGUGUGGUAACUGUUAUUGUUACUUCAAAAAGCUGUAUGAUUAUCUAUUUUGAAGUUGCUGGGGGGUUUUUUUGGCAGAAGUGCUCUGUUUCAAGUCACGAAAGAACAAGUUUCAGGGUAGAUGUAUGAAACUUAAGGGAUGGAGGGAGAAGCGUAUUUUUUAUCAGACAUUGGGUUAUGCCAAUACUAUGAUGGUAGACUAUUGCUUUUACAGGGUAAAACCAACUGCUGUGAUAUUGUGUUCAUAUUUUCCCUUUUCUCUACUUCUGUGUUGUGAUUUUAAUUUAAUUGCAUUUUUGUAAUGGUUGACCACUGCUUUAAUUUAUGCAUUUGUAGAAACUCUAGAUUUGUAUAUAGUAGGUUUUUGAAAAAAACAAACAAAAAAAGACAAGUUUUAUGUUACAGCCUUAUUUCCCACGCUUAGAUAUAACAAAGGAGUAGUUUGUAUUCUUCUUCAGCUAAAUCCUAGCCGGCAUUUCAAUGUGUGUUUUAAACACUGCCAGAAACCCAGACAGUUGAUUUGCCAACGCAGACAAAGUUAUACAGGAGCUACUUUGUUGAACAGCUGGCAAAAAGCAGUGCGUACGUGUGUGUGUUUUUUCUAUUCUUUUGACUUUUUAAAAACUGUUAUUUUAUGGGUAUUACUGCACAUCCAAAGAUUUUUAAAACAAACCAAAAAUUGGAAAAAAAAAUAUGUAUAAUGUUGAAAAGCACUGGCAUUUGUGAGGUAGACUUGUUGAGUUUUGAUUUGCCAUUCGCACGGGUAUAGAAUGUAGAAGGCGUAGGCUAUGUAGACAAGCUUACUCUACCAUGUGGGGAAUCUCCUGUUCAAUGUACAAUCUGAAGCAUUUGAAAUGAGGGCUGCAAGUCCCGCUCACUUUGCUGUCUCAUGCACAGAGUGAGGUGGAGUGUAGGCAGGGCAGCCGGUCUGCCAGGGGCUGUGCCACGGAGCUGGGUCUGUUUUUAUUGCCGUGGCACUGCCACCUCGCUCCAUCUAGUAUCUGUUCUUUUGGUACGUACUCGUGUAAUGACUAUGAGCAAAGUCUAAUAAAACUGCAAAGAACCUUA
This is a messenger RNA of Siniperca chuatsi (mandarin fish), 11177 nucleotides long. It is a transcript of the gene onecut1, whose product is annotated as one cut homeobox 1. Gene Ontology annotation, biological process: regulation of transcription by RNA polymerase II. Gene Ontology annotation, molecular function: RNA polymerase II cis-regulatory region sequence-specific DNA binding; DNA-binding transcription factor activity, RNA polymerase II-specific. NCBI's taxonomy places the organism in Eukaryota, Metazoa, Chordata, Actinopteri, Centrarchiformes, Sinipercidae. The record is from RefSeq and is a predicted model, not a curated record. Gene Ontology annotation, cellular component: nucleus.